Messenger RNA from Paramormyrops kingsleyae, 8283 nucleotides. RefSeq names its product SEC14-like protein 1. Lineage: Eukaryota; Metazoa; Chordata; Actinopteri; Osteoglossiformes; Mormyridae. Gene Ontology annotation, biological process: negative regulation of RIG-I signaling pathway. Gene Ontology annotation, cellular component: cytosol; cytoplasm. Gene Ontology annotation, molecular function: RIG-I binding. The record is from RefSeq and is a predicted model, not a curated record.
UGUAACCAGGUUCUGAGAAACGGAGAAUGCACAGCGUUGUGAGACCAGUAGUUCCAAACGGCACCGGAGAAGCUCUGUGUGUCUGCCGUAAUGACGCACGCACCGCACUGCGAGAGCUGCUUCCCUCCCGUUUUCGCUUCCGCUCUCUGUUCCCGAAACUGGCACUGUAUCACUGGCUCACCAGCCCCAGCUCCUGGUUACACUCGCUCAUGCAGUUCAGUGCUCCUGGCUAGCCUGGGGCUUUUGGCGCUGCCGUGAACCUGCGGUAUUGGUCCCUUUUUAAUUUCCUCAUGAGCUCUAGCAUUCCUAAACUCUCUGGUGUGGAACUGACCACUGAAGGCUGCAUAUCACAACAUGCACACAUACACACACAAACACGCGCAUUGCACAUUCUCAAUGCUGUGAGUGUUCUGCUCACCAUUUAGUCAUUAUAGCUCCCUUGAUUGAAACCUUUCUUUCUAUGCAUAAACCCAGUGCUUGUUCUUUCUCCGUUGCGGUCUGUCAUUUUUCUGCAGUGGCUACAAGAUCUGACUGGUCAAAGGGCCACUGUUUUGAAGCAGAUGGCACACAUUUUGUCCUCUGCUGUGCUGUGCAGUUGUGCAGCCCGUUCUUUGAAUCAUUUUCCUGAACUGUGUUCAGGAAGUACAGUGUGAAAAUAGCAUCGCUCCGCGUGUUCGGAGAGGGUGCACUGAAAUAUGUUUUCCUAGCCACUGCUGAGCCAAUCUGUGCUAAAGCCCCUGAAAGUGAAUUGCAGGGAAAUCAAAUGCCCAUCUUGUCUUGUCAGGUUUCAGCAUAUGAGCAGCUCGUUGCUAAGCCCUUUAUUAGUAGCUCUACCCUGUUUUGUACAUUUUCUGCUUGAAAAUGCCGCAAGAUAGAUUGACCUUCCUAGUUAUUACCAUCAUUGCAGGCGAAUUGCGUAAACGGGAAGGUGGUAGCGGUCCUGCAUUGUGCAUGAGUCCCUCAUUGAUGGGGCUUUUGCUGCUUUACGUUUUAAUGCGGCAAUAAUGACUUAUUGAUCACUUGUCAAUAUGUCCUGUGAGAAGAAGCAGGGUGAGUAGAAUGGCCAUGUAAAUGCAGUCACAUGACAGCACCGCGGUCUCAACCACCUGCAGAGUAUAGCUGCUCAUAGUCCUGGCGGACAGACCCAGAGCUUUCAACAGUUGGUAGCACGUUGAGCAUGACUCAUGAAUCGGUUUGAGGGCUGUGCAGCAUGUGUUUGACUAAUGGGGAGAGUGUAUGGGACCCUGCUAAGUGUAAUGUCAGGGUAGCUCAGCAUGAAAUGGUCAUUUAAAGCCAGCAAAACCACAUGCUGCCUGUUUCAUUCAGUUUUUUUAAGUGUCUUUGAAAGACCUUGUAUGGGUGGGUUUCUUGUGCAGUUCGACGAGUUAAACCUCUUUUGUUCAUAAGUGCUUCAUGCAGAACCAGAAAAUACCCUGCACACAGUUUAUUUUGCUGACUGGUGUUUUGGGUGUUGGGCAUUUUGAUGGUAUUUGGUGGCAGUUGACACAUGAAGACACACCAUUAUGAUCAGGAGGCUGCUACGGAAGCUCUGUUCUUGUGGGUUUGGGAACAGAACAUGAAACCUGAUAAGGUUCCUGGCACCUUUUGUUUGUUCUCCAAAAUGCUUUUGUCUUGUAGGAAGAAAACAAAGGGGGCUUUCCUCAACCCCCCCCCACCCCCAUCAGGCUGUUUUGUGUGCGGUCUCGGCCCCCUGAUACCCUUCCCCUGGCUCAUGGGCCGGUUCUGUCCACAUGCAGACACACCAUUAAGAUCAGGCGGCUGCUACAGAAGCUCUGUUCUUGUGGGUUUGGGAACAAAUUUUCAUAAGCAGCUGUUGACCUUCCCCCGGCCCUGCAGGCAUCUCACGUGACACACCGAUAUGGCAGGUGGGCGGCUCCAUAGGGAGAUCUGUCCUCUUGUUCGGUGCACGCUCCAGGAUGUGGUCAUGGUGCUCUCCGCACUGAAUUUGAACUUGACCGGAAUUUUGCUAAUGCUAAGUACGGCAGCAGUGCUCUGCUGGUUCACUUUUCUUAUAGUGAAUAGUUCCAAACACAAUUAUAUCUGUCUCACCAUGCAGAAAGUAAGCCAUGUGGAAACUCAGAUCGCUGCGGAGCGAGGGGCUCGUGACCCUGAUGCAAGACACUGCAUGGUCUCUCUCCCUGUUGCUUUUCCUUAUACGGGUUUUCCCCUGUUGUUUCCUGCUGUGUCUCCCUUGUAAUACAGUAAAGAUGUUUGGUUGUCCUCACGGUAUCUGUUUCCUUAUGUUGUAAACUGAGAGCACUGCAGCCUUGACAGCAUUUCCGUUUGCUACGGCCCUUGAGACUGGAGGGCAUCCAGGGACACUUGCCCGCCAUCAAAUAUCUAGUACUUUCUGGAAAUGUUUGUCUUCCUGUCGACAACCUAUAAGGAAAGGGAGGGGUUUACUUGUGAAUAUCCUGGACCUAGCUGAGCCGGUAAAGUCGGUCAUCUUAGCUGCCUUGUGGCCUGAAACGCCCUUUUCAAACCUUACAUUGUCCUCAGCUAGUGGAAGUGAACCACUGAACUGCCCUAAAGCUGUUUUCGGGGUGGAUUGUUGAUCUUCAUAUGAACAUCACCCACACUUGUAUUAUUUCAAAGGUGUGCAUACACUAGGCUGCUUUGAUCUUGGUUUCUCUGCAGCCAUGUUUAUGUUUAUUUACUUAUCACUUGUCUCUGCUUGUGCGAUACACUGUAGCUGAGGGAUUUUCAGCCUUUCUUAGAGCAGGGAGCCUCAGUUAAACACAGACAGACCUCAGUUAGAGAACUCCUACAACUAACACAUUGUCACAUUUCGACAUAUCAUCAAAUUAUGAGACAUUUCUGCCAAGUCCUUGCAGCUGCUCUGUAGACCCCAGGUUGGAAAAUCCCUGCUCAAGCUCCUUAGUAAUAUGAGGAGAAUCUUUCAUUUGCUUUUCUCCCCUCCUUUAUAUCCUCUGUCUCUGUGCCCUUCAUUCCGACCUUUAACUAAGUCCCUCCCACGUGCCCCCAUUGUUUAUUUCCCACAAACAAGCUUGCAUUCACGGUCAGAAGGAUGUUUUGUGCUGACUGGAGCCGCAGUCGAAGUCUGGCACCAGAACGCCAUGCUCAGCCCUCGCGCCCAGCCAGUUGAAUUGCUGCAUUAGACCAUCGGGGGCCUCACUGUGUUUUCAGCCUGGGGGAGUGGCCUGGUGCAGCAUUUUGCCCUUCCUCCUCUCGGCAUGUUGCUUCUGGGUCAGCGCAGCACCGAACCCCAUUCUUGGUGAAGCUCCGCUAUCCUUAUCCUUCUCGUUUCUCCAUCUCUCACCUAAGACCCUGCUCAGGUCGCACACCCUUCCAAACAGUGACCUUGCGCUGCUUGUUUCUUGGUGGCCUGGGGAGUACCAUGGGCUUUAAUAGGCCACGCAGACCUGUGUCCUCUGCUGCUGAUGGUUUAAUGUCAGAAAGUGUAAUCCCCUUGAAUUCUGUGGGCCCAGAAAAAAAUAUUCUCCUGGCAAGAUCACAUUUAAGGUCCCCUGGGUUUCUUUUCUCAGCUGCAGAACAGGUGAGAACCCACUGCUGUGCUCGUGGCAGACAAUGUGGUGUGACCCAUUGGCACUAAAGCGUUCCGUGGACACCCAGGCAGCCUAUGAGCGCCGAUUUCCCACCUGUCCGCUCAUCCCCAUGUUCGUGGGCAGUGACGUUAUCAGCGAGCACAAGAGCGAGGACGGCGCCACGCACAACAUCGAGCGCCGCUGCAAGCUGGAUGUGGACGCCCCCCGGCUACUGAAGAGGAUGACCGGCGUGGAUUAUGUCUACUUCAUUCAGAAGAAUUCCCUGAACCGCCGAGAGAGGACGCUGCACAUCGAGUCGCACAAUGAGACCUUCUCCAAUCGGGUCGUCAUCUACGAACUCUGCUGCUACUCGGUUCACCCGGAGAAUGAGGAGUGGACGUGUUUUGAGCAGUCUGCCAGCCUGGACAUCAAGUCCUUCUUUGGGUUUGAGAGCACUGUGGAGAAAAUCGCGAUGAAGCAGUAUGCCAGCAGCAUCAAAAAGGGAAAAGAGAUCAUCGAGUUCUACAUGAAGGAGCUGGAGGAAGAGGGAGUGACCCACAUUCCACGCUGGGCCCCCGCCCCUGCCUUCCCAGUGGCCUCCAGCACUCCGGCCCGCCUCGAGCUGCCGGUCACGCCAUCCAUUGCCAUCCCGGUCUCCAGCACUCGGGACGCUAACCCCAGCGGCGAGGGCACUGGUAGCAGCCCACUGGGCAGCCCUGCUGAGCCCCUGGCCGGGACCCCCGACGAUAAGCUGGAUGCCGACUACAUCAAGCGAUACCUGGGAGACCUGACGCCCCUGCAGGAGAGCUGCCUGAUUCGCCUCCGCCAGUGGCUACAGGAGACCCACAAGGGCAAGAUUCCCAAGGACCAGCACAUCCUGCGCUUCCUGCGGGCCCGCGACUUCAACAUGGACAAAGCUCGCGAGAUCCUGUGCCAGUCCCUCACCUGGAGGAAGCUGCACCAGGUGGACUACCUGCUAGAGACCUGGAACUCCCCGCAGGUGCUGCAGGACCACUACACAGGCGGCUGGCACCACCACGACAAGGAUGGCCGUCCCCUAUAUAUCCUUCGCCUCGGUCAGAUGGACACCAAGGGCUUGGUCCGUGCCCUUGGGGAGGAGUCUCUUCUGAGACACGUGCUCUCCAUCAACGAGGAGGGCCUGAGACGCUGCGAGGAGAACACCAAGGUCUUCGGCAGGCCUAUAAGUUGCUGGACAUGUCUGGUGGACCUCGAGGGCCUCAAUAUGAGGCAUCUGUGGCGACCGGGCGUCAAGGCCCUGCUGCGCAUCAUCGAGGUGGUGGAGGCCAACUACCCUGAGACGCUGGGCCGCCUGCUCAUCCUGAGGGCGCCGCGAGUCUUCCCCGUACUCUGGACCCUGGUCAGUCCCUUUAUUGAUGAGAACACUAGAAAGAAAUUCCUCAUCUAUGCCGGCAACGAUUACCAAGGACCAGGAGGCCUUGUAGACUACAUAGACAAGGAGGUGAUCCCAGACUUUCUGGGAGGAGAGUGCAUGUGCGAGAUCCCAGAGGGUGGCCUCGUCCCCAAGUCCAUGUACAGGACAGCAGAGGAACUGGAGAAUGAUGACAUCCGCCUGUGGACGGACACCAUCUACCAAAGUGCAAGUGUCUUCAAGGGGUCCCCACAUGAGCUACUGAUCGAGAUCAUCGACGCAGCCUCUGUCAUCACAUGGGACUUUGAUGUCUGCAAAGGCGAUGUGGUCUUCAACAUCUUCCACUCCAAGAGGGCCCCACAGCCCCCUAAGAAGGACACCCUCAGCGCUCACGUCAUCACGUCCCCAGGGGGAAAUAAUGUUCAGCUCAUCGACAAGUCAUGGACCCUGGGCCAGGACUACAGCAUGGUGGAGUCACCACUCACCUGCAAGGAGGGCGAGAGCGUGCAGGGCUCCCACAUCACGCGCUGGCCGGGCUUCUACAUCCUGCAGUGGAAGUUCCACAGCAUGCCGGCCUGCUCAGCCACCAACCUGCCGCGGGUGGACGACGUUCUGGCCACCCUGCAGGUCUCCAGCCACAAGUGCAAGGUCAUGUACUACACAGAAGUGCUGGGCUCCGAGGACUUCAGAAAUGCUUGCUGCGAUGUGCAGAGUUUGGGCUCGAUGACUAGCCUGGAAUCCAGUCACAGCGGUUUCUCCCAGCUCAGUGCUGCCACCACUGCAUCCAGCCAGUCGCAGUCCAGCUCCAUGAUCUCGAGGUAGUGCCACGGAAGAGCCGGGAGCCGGGGGAGGCUCCUGGAUCAGACACCGGAAGCCCCGCAUGUUUCCCCCUGCUCCGCAUGGCUGAUCCACCUAACUCUGUCCAGCCAAAGCAUGCUCGCACAACGGAGAAGUCAUACACCCUUGAGGCAAAAAAAAAGACUAAUUUAUGAUACAAAGGGCUCCAUUUUUGCAAUAGGUGAUUUGUUUUCCCAGCAGCCAGUUGGGGAGCAGAUCUGCACAUCAGUUGAAUGCUCAUGAUCGUGAGUUUAACUGGGCAUUCGUCCUGCUGGACCGUGCAGUGUCACAUCUCUGGAGAGCUGGACGAGGAAGAUGGACAUGUGUUCAGCCAGAUCACAGAGCUCUGUGCGCACACACACACACACGCACGCACGCACGCGCACACACAUAUACGUACAUAAACACACUCAAACUUGAAUUAACCUCCCAGCAAAGCUGUGACUCGUCAUUUCUUUAAAUGGGUGAAGGUCGAAUUCAGUGUAUGUGACAGUUGUCUUUUACAAGCAAUAUUGACAGUAGUGUGUGAGGUUGGUAUUGAUCUUGAAAGCAUGUCCUCUGAGGUGUUUCCUGCCUGCUGGUAACAGCACGCAAGAGAUGUGUAGGCAUGAGCAAGCUGUGGGCUGACUUUGAUUAGGUAGCAGUCAGAAGCACUUCGUGGAGAAGCAGUGAUUGCAUACUGCUAGUGUUUGUGUCUCUGCACGAACGUGAGGUGGAAGGGUUUAGUUUAGGAAACUUGUGAUCUUUUUGAGUGGCCUUCUAGUUUGUGUUUGUCUUAUUGAUCAAAGCCAGCCUGAUCUACUGGAAUAGUCACUGAAAUAAUAGGUCAAAUCAUUUUCAUAUAUUUGUGAUGAGUGAUGUGGUUCGAUGCAUUUAAUCCAGCAGUCAAUAUAAUGUUUGAAAAGUAAUGAUAGCUGGUAUUUAUGGUGGGUUUACAUUUCCUGAUUUAGGAGGUGCUGUGAUGCAGUACUGUCCUGUGCGGUUUUGGUGGAAUAUAGGGAACAGAGCAUUGGUAGUGUGGUAGCCAUUAGUGACCUUUUGGUGCUGAUAGGAAAGAAGUACUUUUUUUUUUUUUUUUUAUCAGCGUAAAAUGUUGGAAUAUCUUUGGUUACUGGAAAUUUGUGUGCAGUUUUGUAUAUGGGUUGAGGUGGGCAAGUAACCAUAAACUGUUUGAAUAUUUUCUCAGAGGUGUGUCCCAGGUUAGGGAUCUGUUGAGCUGCUGCAGCUGAUUCAUAACGUUUGUGUCACGUGUUUUUUUUUUUUCCUGUUGAAGAGCUCCUAGGAUUAGCAGCAUGCAACACUCCCAUCGCACGAAAAGAGGAGACUGAGGGGAACGGUUGACAUUGCAAAUGUCUUUUACUUUGUGUUUAACAAACGAUUCUUGACACACCUAAACACUUGUGCACACAUGCACAUGCGUACAACCACUGUGCAUUUCAGGAAAAGGUCAGUCCAGUUUCGUGUACCUCCAGUGCAAACUACUAUUGGAAUGUUCAGUCUGCACUUUUCAAAGGACAAAAUAUCAGCAGUGCUCAACUGUGUUUUAAAUGGAUGGUAACUGCGUUCUGCGUGAUGUCGGAGUUCAUUCAGCGUUCUGGUGGGGAAACUAGUGCUCUUUCCCCUGGUGGUAUUGGCAGAUACAAGAUGGAACACCACCCAUCCAAACCAGCCUGGCUAAAGCAUCACCUUCAGCCAUUCCAAACAAAUGUGCUUGUGUAAUUCAGUGGACUUACCUCCCUUUGGAGUUUGCCAAACUGGCAAAAGCCAGAUGUUGUUUUUAAAUGGUUUUGUGAGAUGUUUUUUAAACAGUGAAAAUGGCAUUGACUAUGAAAUUAUGUAUAAAUCACUGUACUAAGUGGUGUGUGGCCAAAACUGAGUUUGGAAUGAUGUAGAAGGUCUGCAGUGGUUUUUAUGGCAGAAGCCAUCUUUUUCUGAGCAGAAGAACCAGGGGUGUUAAAGAUCAUUCUCCUUUGUUUAUUUUGAAGAGUCUGUUUUCAUACAGCCUAUUUUUGACCCAUUUGGGCAAUUUCAUGAUCAUAUGCAACCUUUUUGGGCUGUGAAAGCACAUUGUGUGUGCUGAUCUGUGGCUACCCCCUCCCCCCACCCUCCUCUAUUUCAAAGAUUUUGGAGAAUGACUCAUCCCACCCCUUUGCAUCCCAUCUACACAGCAUCUCUACCUUGUGAAGCAAUUUGUAAUUUUUCAUGUAAAACACAUGUAUGUCAAUUUCUUAAGUACACCAAAUGUUAAGUGAGCCAAUCUGUGCCAAUGGCAGGAAACUGGAUAACGAAUCUACUGGUCUGAUCUGAUAUUUGUAUUGACAUUAAUGCCAAUGUACUUGUCUCACUUCAAGAUUAGGGCUAUUAUGUCUGUUCUGUCCUCUUGUAAUAUCUUCAUCUAGUCUGCAGUUUACACUUUCAUCUCGGCUUUGUUGAUAUUGCAUAUCUUUUUCUGAUUUUUUUUUGUGUAAAGUUUGAAUUAAUAUAAAGAUUAUUUUUUUUUCAAAAUAUUAAACUUAUUCUGAAUAAACA